AUGUUCAAAAGACAGAGUUCUAAGACCCCAAAGGAGCCUCUGCAAGUUCAGAAAAGUCAAACUGAUCUCUCUGCAUGUCAAAAAGGAAGGACAACUAAUGGUGAAAAAAGUGUCCAGAAUCAUCAGUCUCCUGAUGUUCAAAAAAAUGACAGUGAGCAAGACUCCCUCGGGCAAGCUUUGAGCUACUUUGAGACAGUUCAAGAUCAUGUCUCACUGAGAAAGAACCUUGUUCUACGGAAGCACUUGGCUACUGUGGAAACCAUUGCCCUGCAAAGAGGGUUACCUCAUGAAGGAUUUCAUGUCUUGCUAAAUGCAGCACUCAGUGGCAAACUUGCUGAUACAGUGAAUACUCGUUUACUGAAGAGCCUGAUUCCAGCCUCAGCAAUACCAGAAGAUUCUGUGGUUUCAGCUGUGUCUUGGCUCUGUGUCAGCAAAUGUUCAAGCAACAUCCAGUUGCUUUUUAUCAGAUGGCUGAUCACAAUGUUUGACUUCAUCAAUUGCAAGGAACAACUUCGUGCCCUCUAUGGUGUCUUCUUUUACUUAUUGCAAGAUGAGAAGAUGUGCCCCUAUGUCUGCCACCUGCUCUAUCUGCUGACCAAGAAAGAAAAUGUCAAGCCUUUUCGGGUUAGGAGACUGCUUGACCUCCAAGCAAAAAUGGGAAUGCAGUCUCAUCUACAGGCUCUACUAUCACUUUACAAACUCUUCUGUCCUGAGCUGGUCACCAUAACCCUUCCUGGGAAAAUGAAGAAUUUCUUCAGGAGUGCAGAGGGCCCUUGGAAAGCAGCAAUCAACACUGUGGGGCGAAAAAACUUCCCAGUGCACCAACCACUGGUUUUAGGCACAGCUCCACCUCAGUCACGAAAAAGGAAAUGGAAUGCUCAGCUGAUUGUACCUGCAAGCAGUACAAACAAAAACAAUUUAGAAGAGAGCAGGGGAAACAAUGUUGAUUUGUACAGUACAAGUCAGUCUUUUCCAGUGGAGCAGCUGCAGACUUUUCCUCAGCUUCUACAAAAUAUCCACCAUCUAGAGUUUCCUUCCCAGAUGGCUUCAGUGCUAACAAACCCUUUACUGCUUCACUACAUGAAUUGUGUCAAAGAUGAGUCAGUUUACCUGAGGUUUUACUUUUGGAUGAGCCAGGCUCUUCAGGAAGAAUGCACCUGGUGUGUGGCUGAUAAUCACCAAAAUGAAGAAGAGUUCAAGAACUUCCUGGAAACUAUCUAUAAGGCAGAGUGUUUCUUGCAGGAGGGAUUUCUUUCCUGUGAAGAGUUCCUGUAUAAGAGCCUUCCUCUCUGGGAUGGUGUCUGCUGCCAGUCACAAAUCCUCAGACUUGUGAGUUGGAUCCCCCUGAGCAGCUUCUCUGAAAUGAAGUCACAGCUCUAUGAUCCCCUGGCACAGCUCUUUUUCACAUCAUCACUUUAUUUUAAGUGCAGUUUUCUGGAGAGCCUGACAGAGCUGCUGCAGAACUGCUUAAAUUCCUAUCUGUUUCAUCUAGAUUCAGAGUCUGAAUCUCAAGCCCAUGCUUUGAAUACCACCCUGUCUGGACUGCUGAACGCGGUGGCUGAGCUGGUCCGCUUUGUUGGACGGAUUUCUACAGAUGCUUUACAUUUGGAAAACAACUCUUGCUUCCUGCUGCACUUCAUCCUGAGUUUCUAUGAAACUGUGUGUGACAUGUACCUGAGGUACCAUCUGCCUUUGUUGAUAUUGCCUCCUGCUGGAGUUUUCUACCCAGCGCUUGUCAGCAUGAGUCCUGUCAGCUUGAAUCAGCUCUGCUACGUUAUGUACAGAUAUCGAACCAACUUGGUGGCUGCAAAAGAAAAUGAGCUGAGUGAAAAGAAAACACUGCAGUUCAAGAUCAGUAGCCAGACAUACCAAGAGUACAACCAGUAUGUAAUAGCUAUGGUAGGUUGUCUGUGGACAUCCAAUGUAUUCCAGAUGGAUUCUCAUCCUCAAGGUCUUCGGAUGGAUGAUGAACUGCUGAAGACAACUGGAGUGCAGGAAUUCAAAACCGGCUUUAACAUUGUCUACCACCCAGCCAUGAUUGGCUAUGCUGUCUCAUUCCUGCAGCAGGCUUUCCCAGAUGAUGCCACCUUCAAUUUCAGUUUAAUUAAGGGAAAGAAGUGGAACCAGUAUCUGGAAUAUCUUUAUGCACAAGGCUUAAAGGGCCUGAAGGUCUUCAUCGAAAGCAGCGUCAAUCGUGUGUCCCAGGCCAACAUGGUGAUCUGGUGCCUUGCCUAUCCCAAUGAGAACCAACAACUUCUUGCACUCUACUGGGGCCUGGCCUGUGCUUACCGAGCCACAGUUCAGUGCUCUAAGAAAACUGUGGCUGAGGCAGGUACUCAAACAUUACCUGAGGAUAUCAUGGUUGAGAUGGGGACCCAAAUGACAGCCAAAGAGGUUGCCCCAGUAGUGAAAAAGAAACAGUGGACAAGGAAGUCAACAGGUCCCUCUCAUCGAUUGAUAAGGGAUGAGGAAGAUUAUGAUCAAGAGGCUGGUCCAUCAACUGGCAGAUCAGAGGCAGUGAGCGAGAUCAAACAAGAAGCAGAAACUACUCAGUCCUUAACCUCGGCAGAGCUGAGAGACUUGCGCAAGGAUUACAGCCGCCAGCCAGGAGAGCGGAUUGCUGCUUGGCUGCUCCGGUGCUGGGACAAUGGGGCUGAUAGUCAACUGCUAGAAGGGAAAGAGGCCCAACAACUGGGUCCCAUUGCCAGAAACAGAGGUAUUGAAAAAGGGAUUGCAAAGGAGACAGGCAUAUGUAGCCUCUGGAGACGACUCUUGUUAAGUGUGAGGGCAAGGUACCCAUGCAAGGAGGACCUUAUGAGCUCUCCAGGGAAAUGGAACACUGCAGAUGAAGGCAUCCAGUACCUAAGAGAAUUAGCGGUGCUGGAAGUUAUCUAUGGUGACUUAGAUGAUCAAAGUGUCUCCACAGACCCAGAGGAUGUCCCAUGCACGCGGGCCAUGUGGAGGAAAGUGAUCCAAGAUUACCUCAAGAGGGGGUACUUCAAGGACCCAAAGGGUUAUCGAUGGGCUUUUGGUGUGGCCACAGUGAACACAGAGAAAAUCAGGCAGCUCUCUACCCUGCCUGGCCUUUCAGAAAAUCCUUUUGUUGUGGGAUUGCUUCGUAUUGAAGAACAACAGGUGCCAAUUGCUACCAGAACAGUGCACCGGAGGCAGUAUCGCACAAACCGAGAUUCCCUGGCUCCCAUUCAUGAACUGAUCCACCAGCUGGAGAUCCAGGGAGUGAUCAGUAAAACACAUUCACCUUUCAACAGUCCCAUUUGGCCAGUGCGGAAGUCUGAUGGAGGGUGGAGAUUAACGGUUGACUAUCGUGGCCUGAAUGAAGUGACGCCACCACUGAGUGCUGCUGUACCAGAUAUGCUAGAGCUCCAGUAUGAGCUGGAGUCGAAGGCAGCCAAAUGGUACGCUACCAUCGAUAUCGCCAAUGAAACCAUCGAAAGUGGAAGGCUGCUGUAUGGAGUCCUACACGACAAGUUGUUGAAGCUGCUGAAGGAGAAGGAUAUUGCCACUCGAAUAGAGAACAUGACUCUGAAGGUACGCCAUGUUGAUGCUCAUGUACCUAGGAGCCGUGCUAAUGAAGAACAUCAAAACAAUGAGCAUGUAGACAAGGCUGCCAGAAUCGAUGUAGCCCAAGUGGAUCUGGACUGGGAACGUAAAGGUGAACUGUUUGUAGCUCGAUGGGCCCAUGAAACAUCGGGACAUCUAGGAAGAGAUGCUACGUACAGAUGGGCUCGAGACCGAGGGGUGGACUUGACCAUGGAAGCCAUCACGCAGAGGCAGCCCCAAGCCUUGCUUCCGAAGCCCGGCGGCCACUGCCCCCGCAUCUCAGACCUGGUGGACUUGGAAGCAGCGCUGCCCGUGGAUGUGUCCGUGAGGACUCACAGAGGCGAAAGGACGGCUGUCAGGGAGGACACAGCGGGAACAAGAGAGGUGGCCAAGACCCAUUUGCACAAGGGAGAGGCUGGGAAACAGUAA
Molecule: messenger RNA, 3990 nt
Organism: Indicator indicator
Lineage: Eukaryota; Metazoa; Chordata; Aves; Piciformes; Indicatoridae
Gene: CENPI
Product: centromere protein I
Exons: 27
Coding region: 1-3990 (1329 amino acids)
Cellular component (GO): kinetochore
Source: RefSeq, a predicted model, not a curated record